UUGAUUAUUGGUCAAUACGCCAUUUAAACCCACGCUCUCUUGCCAUCUAGGGUUCCUCUGGUCUAGGGUUUUUCUCGGCGACAUUCGAACUCCUCGGCCGAUCUAAGGUGAGCUGUGGUAUAAAAAAAAUGUUUACGGCAAGGAGGAAAAUUCAAAAGGACAAGGAAGUUGAGCCUACUGAGUUUGAGGAUUCAGUUGCACAGGCCUUUUUUGAUCUGGAAAACACCAAUCAGGAGCUUAAAAGCGACUUAAAGGAUCUGUACAUCAACACUGCUGUUCAAUAUGAUAUAGCGGGAAACAAAAAAGCUGUUGUUAUCCAUGUCCCAUACCGGCUUAGGAAGGCCUACAGGAAAAUUCAUGUUAGGCUUGUUCGCGAGCUGGAGAAGAAGUUCAGCGGAAAGGAUGUGAUAUUGGUUGCCACUAGAAGGAUUCUGAGACCACCAAAGAAAGGCUCAGCUGUUGUGCGUCCUCGCAGUCGCACUCUAACAGCCGUGCACGAAGGAGUACUGGAAGAUGUAGUCUAUCCUGCAGAGAUUGUCGGGAAACGCGUCCGAUACCGAAUUGAUGGUGCCAAAAUUAUUAAGAUCUUCUUGGAUCCGAAGGAGAGAAACAACACCGAGUACAAGCUGGAGACCUUCACAGCAGUUUACAGGAAGCUUACUGGCAAAGAUGUGGUUUUUGAGUAUCCUGUCACUGAGGCUUGAUCUCCCUCCUAGCAUGUGUGUCAAUGACUUGGUGCUCUAGUUUUUUAUGCUGUUACUGAAAUUUUGAGAUUUGCCUUGUUGGUCCUUAUCUUGAUUACAAACUGAGUAAGUUUUAUUUAAAGAUGAAAUGUUGAGCUAUGGUGGGUAGUGGUUAUAAUUGUUAAAAUAACUAUGAGACUUUUGUAGUAGCUUGAAAAGAGUCGGAGCAAGUUUUUUUUCCUGAUUAUUGGUUUACAUUUUUGAAGUAGGUUGAAAUUCUGUGUCC
This is a messenger RNA of Asparagus officinalis (garden asparagus), 969 nucleotides long. RefSeq names its product 40S ribosomal protein S7. The record is from RefSeq and is a predicted model, not a curated record. Lineage: Eukaryota; Viridiplantae; Streptophyta; Magnoliopsida; Asparagales; Asparagaceae. Gene Ontology annotation, cellular component: 90S preribosome; small-subunit processome; cytosolic small ribosomal subunit. Gene Ontology annotation, molecular function: structural constituent of ribosome. The transcript has 6 exons. Gene Ontology annotation, biological process: ribosomal small subunit biogenesis; translation; rRNA processing. Bases 129 to 704 code for a protein of 191 amino acids.